Scatophagus argus is the source of this 3549-nucleotide messenger RNA. RefSeq names its product WD repeat-containing protein 47-like. Gene Ontology annotation, molecular function: protein binding. The record is from RefSeq and is a predicted model, not a curated record. The transcript is spliced from 16 exons. Bases 494 to 3166 code for a protein of 890 amino acids. Lineage: Eukaryota; Metazoa; Chordata; Actinopteri; Scatophagidae.
UAGCACAGCUUACUGGUCAAAUCUGGAACUGGAACAGUGAAGGGUGUCAAGAGAAAACAUGGGCUAACACUUGGCUUAUUAGUUUGUUUUCAGUAAUAAUUUUGUUGAUAUUUAAUUCCGGUGUAAAACCAAAUUCCUUAACCGUACCUAUCUGUGUUCCAAUCUCCCUCCACUUUUUUUAUUUAUUUAUUUUUAUCGCUGUGCCGUAGGUGUGACCACAGCGCGUCAUCGCUACAGUUGAUUGGUGGUUUGCGGCUGCGUCCGCAUGGCAACGGCGAGCUGUGUACAAGAAAGAAGGCGUAAGUGACCUUUCUGGCGGAGGCGCUGGCUGGGAAUUCAACAUCCAAACACCUGCUGCUGUUCUCCUCUUCGUAAAUACUUCUGUAAAUACUGUCAUACUGGAGACUGCAGGCGGACUGGAGUGGCUUUAAUGCGGUGUGUCGCUGGCGUAGACUGACAGCCAGCUGUAAGCUGCCACCACAGAUCUGUAAUCAUGACGGCAGAGGAGACAAUCGGCAUCAAGGAGGCAGAGGUGAUCAAGCUAAUCCUGGACUUCCUGAACUCCAGGAAGCUGCACAUCAGCAUGUUGGCCUUAGAGAAGGAAAGCGGCGUCAUUAAUGGACUCUACUCCGAUGACAUGCUCUUCCUCAGGCAGCUCAUUCUGGAUGGCCAGUGGGAGGAGGUGAUGCAGUUUAUUCAGCCUCUAGAGGGAAUGGAGAAGUUUGACAAGAAAAGGUUCCGCUACAUCAUUCUGAAGCAGAAGUUUCUGGAAGCUCUCUGUGUAAAUAAUGCCAUGUCUGCUGCCGAAGACCCUCAGAAUCUGGAGCUCUCCAUGCAGGAGGCAGUCAAGUGUCUCCACAGUCUGGAGGAGUUCUGCCCGACCAAGGAGGACUACAGCAAGCUGUGUCUACUCCUCACCCUGCCUCGCCUCACCCACCACGCGGAGUUCAAAGACUGGAACCCAAGCACAGCCCGCGUCCACUGUUUCGAGGAAGCCUGUGCUAUGGUAGCUGAGUUCAUCCCCGCGGACAGGAAGCUGAGUGAGGCAGGCUUCAGGGCGAGCGGGAACCGCCUCUUUCAGCUGCUCAUCAAAGGGAUCCUUUACGAGUGCUGUGUCGAGUUCUGUCAGAGCAAAGCAACUGGCGAGGAGAUCACAGAGGGUGAGGUGCUGCUCGGCGUGGAUUUGCUUUGCGGGAACGGCUGUGAUGAACUGGACUUGUCGCUGCUCUCCUGGCUGCAGAACCUUUCUCCAAGUGCUUUCUCCUGCGCCUUUCAGCAAAAGACCCUGAACAUCCACGUGGACCGUCUGGUGAAGCCCAGCAAGGCCGGCCACGCUGACCUCCUCACUCCGUUAAUCAACCGCCUGUCACCUUGCCCUACAUCACCCUACCACCAGAGGCCUCACUCAGCAGAGAACUACAUGUCCAGAUCCCUCAACCCGGCUUUGGACGGCCUGUCUCAUGGUCUAGCAGCCCAGGACAAGAGAGGCAUGGAGGUGAACAUGAAGUCUGCGCUCAGUCGGAGUCUAGUGGAGAAUAAUUUGCAUCAACAGGAUGAUUCGCCUGAAAGGAAGCACUCACAAGGGCUCGAUGGACCCAACACCACACGCACACCUCUGACCCCUGGAAAAGAUGGCGGGCCACCCUGCAGCACAGAAACAAACGAGCGUCUUGACUCCACGGAGCACAUGCAGGAAUAUUACAGGCAGCGUCUCCGCGUGCAGCAGCAUCUGGAGCAGAAGCAGCAGCAGAGACAGCUUUACCAGCAGAUGCUGCUGGAGGGAGGGGUAAAGCCUCUGGAUGGAGCGCAGAACAACCUCACAGAGACCUUCCUCAGCAGAUCCAUUCAGAAGUUGGAGGAGAUGAAUGUGGGCCUUGACCAUAGAGGAGACGAGGUGAUGACACAUUUGGGCCAGCAGUGGAACGGACUGACGGGGAACAGCAGUGUUUCCAGUCCCAGAACCACCGACACCCGCCACACGCCAGACAACGGGCCACCAAAGGACAAGCCAGGUGGUGGGGUCAGCAGCACCCCUUUUAAGGCCGGGAGCCACAGCUUGCCUUCCCUCAGCGAGUCCCCAGUUCCUGCCACUCAGAGUGCUGAGAGGAUCAGAGGGUCUUGUCCCACAGUCCAAGAUGAUUCUGGCUGCUCUGCUACACGAAACCCCCAAGCGCCGGGGAAGUCCAAAACACAGUUUGUUAAGGUCAACCAGCUUGAGGACACACAGGCGGUACGUGCAGUGGCCUUCCAUCCCUCUGGAGCCCUUUAUGCAGUCGGAUCCAACUCAAAAACCCUGAGAGUCUGCGCCUACCCAGAAACACUGACUAGCAGUGGUUCUGGUGCAGUUAAGCAGCCGGUGGUGCGCUUCAGGAGGAACAAACACCACAAGGGCUCAAUCUAUUGCGUAGCGUGGAGCCACUGUGGACAGCUGUUGGCUACUGGUUCCAAUGAUAAAUUUGUCAAAGUCCUGCCUUUCAAUGCAGACAGCUGCAAUGCCACAGGCCCAGACCUGGAGUUCAGCAUGCACGACGGUACCAUUAGAGACCUGGCCUUCAUGGAGGGGCCUGAGAGUGGAGGAUCCAUCUUGAUCAGUGCAGGGGCUGGAGACUGCAACAUCUACACAACAGACUGUCAGAGAGGACAAGGCCUUCAUGCCCUGAGCGGACACACCGGUCACAUUCUGACUCUGUACACAUGGGGAGGGUGGAUGAUCGCUUCUGGCUCCCAGGACAAGACGGUCCGGUUCUGGGACCUGCGGGUGCCCAGCUGUGUGCGGGUGGUGGGCACAACUCUGCACGGCUCAGGAAGUGCAGUUGCUUCAGUGGCGGUGGAUCCCAGCGGCCGCCUGCUGGCCACAGGUCAGGAAGACAGCACCUGCAUGUUGUACGACAUCAGAGGAGGCCGCAUAGUCCAGACGUACCGCCCCCACAGCAGCGACAUCCGCUCAGUGCGCUUCUCCCCUGGAGCCCAUCAUCUCCUCACCGGCUCUUAUGACAACAAAGUCGUCAUCAGCGACCUUCAAGGUGACCUGACAAAGCCCCUCCCUCAGACGGUGGCAGGGGAGCACUGGGACAAGGUGAUCCAAUGCAGGUGGCACCCCCACGACCGGACCUUCCUCUCCUCUUCUGCGGAUCGAACUGUUGUCCUCUGGGCACCAGGCCCCUGAAUUGUUCACUAAAGAAAGACUGGUUAGCAGCAGCAGCAGCAGCAGGAAGAAGCACAAGGACAGUCCACAUACAUCUCAGCAUGGCGUGUGUAUUCAGGCACAAGUGUGUGUUUCGUGUGCAUACAUCGCGUGAGCAUGUAUGUUUUUUGUAUGUGCUGCUCAGUUUAGGAUUAACUUUGUGUGUGCACAUGUGUGUCUAUAUAGUGCCACAGAUGAUCACUUUAAAGAUCACUCUUGUUUGUGUGUGCGUGUGCACUGGCAUACUACUGUAUGUAUGUGUUUGUCAGUGUGUGGCAUCGUGUAUGCGAGCGAACACAGCGGUCUGACAAUAGGUGUUUGUAUUUGGCUUCAUAGUUUGAGUGAAGUGAAACUAAAAUAAAUUU